AUGGAGAGGGUUUCUUUGUCUAACAAGGGGAAAGGGCCCAAAGAAGAGUUAGCUGAUUUGGUGUUUUCAUGGUCUCUUGAAGAUAUUAACAAUGAGGAUCUGUACAAAAAUCAGGUGGAGAAGAUUCCUCUAUCAUUUCAAUCGGAGGAUAAUUAUCUUGGUUCAUAUGUUUUUCCUUUACUGGAAGAAACACGAGCAGAACUGGCUUCCAGUAUGGAAAUUCUAUACAGAGCACCUUUUGCAGAAGUGAUCUCUUUUAACGAGUGUAAGCUCCAUGGAAAAUUAUUAUACGAUGUCAAGUUCUCAUAUGUUCUAUCUCAUGUUGAGGAAACAUGUGAUUGUUGUUAUGGACAUAACAAUAGCCAAUUAGCUGAAAGAUUCAGUACAAGACUUUUGUCUAAGCUGAAUGAAUCUCAAACUGAGGCAAUCAUGGAUUCUCUCCAUAAAAUGGAAUGUAGACACAAGACUUCUGUGAAACUUAUAUGGGGUCCGUCUGGAACAGGGAAAACUAUGACUGUCAGUAUGAUGCUGUUUAGCCUCCUAAAACUGAACCACAGGAUCCUUACUUGUGCCCCAACAAAUGUAGCAAUAAAGGAAGUAGCCUCUCGGGUGCUAAAGAUGGUUAAAGAAUCAUUUAAAGCUGAUUCUGCAAGGGAUUCUUUGUUUUGUUCAUUGGGGGAUAUUUUAUUAUUUGGGAAUGAGGACCAACUGAAAAUUGGAUCAGAAAUUGAGGAGAUCUAUCUGGAAUAUCUUGUUAAAAGACUUGUAGAGUGCUUAGGACCAUUGACCGGUUGGAAGCAUUGUUUAAAUUCCAUGAUAGAUUUUCUUGAAGAUUGUGUUUCUCACUACCAAAUUUUUGUUGAAAAUGAAUUGUUCAUGGCAAAAGAACUUUGCGAAGAAGGUGAACCUACCGAGGUGGAAUUCAAAUCAUUUCUUGAGUUUGCAAGAGACCGAUUCAAAUCUACUGCAUUACCACUCAGGAGAUGUUUAUUUAAAUUCUGUACCAAUUUACCAAAGCGUUACAUUCUGGAACAUAAUUUUCAAAACAUGGUAUCUCUUAUUAAUUUACUUGAUUCGUUGGAAAUGUUGUUUCAAGAAAAUGUGGUUUCUGAAGAAUUGGAGGAGCUUCUUUCACGUCAGGAAACAGUUGAAGACACUUCUGAGGCUCUUGUGGAUACGUCCUUACUGCUGCUGUGCAUGAGACGAAGCAAGUGUCUUUCUGUUUUGAGAACUCUUCGGCUUUCUCUGGAGAAACUUAACCUUCCAAGUGUUAUGAACAUAGAUUCAAUAAUGGAAUUUUGUUUUCAAAGAGCUUCCUUAAUUUUCUGCACUGCUUCCAUUUCAUAUAUGCUUCAUUGGGUGGAAAUGGAACCACUGAACUUGCUUGUUAUUGACGAAGCUGCCCAGUUGAAGGAGUGUGAAUCAACCAUACCCCUUCAACUUCCGGGUAUUAGGCAUGCUAUUCUCAUUGGUGAUGAACGCCAGUUACCAGCAAUGGUCAAGAGUGAAGUUUCUGGUAAUGCUGGUUUUGGAAGAAGCUUAUUUGAAAGAUUGAGUUCAUCCAGUCAUCCCAAGCAUCUGCUUAAUAUACAAUAUAGAAUGCAUCCGAAAAUUAGUUUCUUCCCUAAUUUAAAAUUUUAUCACAAAUCUAUCUUGGAUGCACCAAAUGUUAACAGUAGAAGUUAUGAGAGACACUAUCUUCCAGGUCCAAUGUUUGGUCCUUACUCUUUCAUAAAUGUUAUUGGCGGAAAAGAAGAACUGGAUGAUGCUGGACAUAGCCGGAGAAAUAUGGUUGAGGUAGCUAUUAUUUUGAAGAUAGUGCAGGAUCUGUACAAAGCUUGGAUUAAUGGCUCUAAAAAGAAUCUUAGCAUUGGUGUGGUGUCUCCCUGUGCUGCCCAAGUUGUGGCAAUUCAAGAAAAACUUGGACGGAAGUAUGAGAACCUUGCUGGUUUCAUGGUGAAGGUGAAGUCUAUUGAUGGGUUCCAAGGUGGAGAGGAAGAUAUCAUGAUAAUAUCUACUGUAAGAACUAAUAGUAGAGGAUUCAUCGGGUUCAUAUCCAGUCCUCAAAGAACUAACAUUGCUUUGACUAGAGCCAGGCACUGUCUUUGGGUUCUUGGAAAUGAGAAAACCCUAUCCAACAGUGGAUCAGUAUGGGCAGAGUUAGUCCAAGAUGCUAAGGAUCGUCAAUGUUUCUUCAAUGCCGACGAAGACAGUGAUAUAGCCAAAACAAUAUUAGAUGUGAAGAAAAACCUUGAUCAACUUGAUGAUUUGCUUAAUGGGGCCAGUACACUUUUCAAAAGUGCAAGGUGGAAGGUUCUUUUCAGUGAUCAAUUUAGAAAGUCAUUUGGAAAAUUGAUGUCUGUCCAUUCAAAGAAGUCUGUUUUGAACCUUUUACUUAAGCUAUCUAGUGGUUGGCGACCUAAGAAAAGGAGUGUGGACUCAGUUUGUGAAAGCUCUUCACAGAGCGUUAAACAAUUCAAGGUUGAAGGGCUCUAUGUUGUAUGCACAAUUGACAUAGUGAAGGAAUCUAGGUACAUCCAAGUUUUGAAGGUUUGGGACAUAUUGCCUUUAGAGGAGAUCUCGAAAUUGGUGAAAUGUCUUGAUAGCAUAAUUGCAAUGUACACCGAUGAUUUUAUCAAGCGCUGCAAAUGUCUUGAGGGGGACUUGGAAAUUCCAAAGAGUUGGGUGACCUCUUAUGACAUUGUCCGGUUUCAGAAUAUUCGCAACACUGAAUUUGGGAGUGAAUCAAGUGUUGCAGCUGUUGAUUGUAGAAGUUAUGUUGAGAAUUCAAAGGUUAGUGAAAGCUUGUUGCUGAUGAAAUUCUACUCAUUAUCAUCUGGUGUUGUGAGUCACCUGCUUUCUGGCUGCGAUGGUGGGGAACUGGAUCUCCCCUUUGAAGUAACAGAUCGGGAGCUGGAAAUUAUUCUCUUUAGUAAAAGCACCUUUAUAGUUGGACGGUCAGGCACUGGAAAAACUACUGUUUUGACCAUGAAAUUAUUUCAAAAGGAGCAACAACACCAUAUGUCUACAGAUGGAUUUUAUGUAGUUGAGAGCAGUGCCACUAAGAGUACUAGCCAGAUAAACGAGUUUAGUGAGUGCAUCGGAGAGACUAAGGGAACUGCAUUUCGCCAGCUAUUGUUACAGUUAGUCCAAAAUUGUGUUAUGCUAUCAAACAACAUGUUUCACAGCUGA
Molecule: messenger RNA, 3192 nt
Organism: Cornus florida
Lineage: Eukaryota; Viridiplantae; Streptophyta; Magnoliopsida; Cornales; Cornaceae
Exons: 9
Coding region: 1-3192 (1063 amino acids)
Molecular function (GO): helicase activity
Source: RefSeq, a predicted model, not a curated record